Molecule: messenger RNA, 1639 nt
Organism: Macadamia integrifolia
Lineage: Eukaryota; Viridiplantae; Streptophyta; Magnoliopsida; Proteales; Proteaceae
Product: eukaryotic translation initiation factor 3 subunit K-like
Exons: 3
Coding region: 296-610 (104 amino acids)
Biological process (GO): regulation of translational initiation
Cellular component (GO): eukaryotic translation initiation factor 3 complex; cytoplasm
Molecular function (GO): translation initiation factor activity; ribosome binding
Source: RefSeq, a predicted model, not a curated record
GGGGAACUCAAAAUUUUAUUUUUAAGACAGAUAUACCCUUAAGAAUAUGGGAUUGUCCGGCCGUAGAUGGAAAAAAGAAUGGAUCGGCUCAUACCUCAUACUCUCAUAGCCUCCGAUACCUGAUAUUUAAUUUCAUAAAUAGAGACGUUCGAUGUUUAUUCCGACGUUUGCCCUAGAACCGAACGUUCCUAGCCCUUUCUCUGGCAGUCUACCUCCUCUCCUUUAAUCCGUUUCUGUUUCUGUUUAGUUUCUCGAACGUUGCAGGUUGUAUUUAGGCGAAUCCCUGAAGUCCGCGAUGGGAAGAGAGCGAGAUGUUCCGAAACAGCCGAUCUCGUACACGGUCGAGCAGCUUGUCGCUGUGAAUCCAUACAAUCCUGACAUUUUACCUGAUCUCGAAAACUACGUGAACGAGCAGUUUGAACCAGAGCGAAUGAGUAUCCAGAUCAUUGCACGCAUUUUGGUUAAGGCUCUUAUGGCAAUGCCAGCUCCAGAUUUCAGCCUUUGUCUCUUUUUAAUCCCAGAACGCGUGGUAUCAUUUUCUUAUCCUCUUCAUUUAAUUUUUUUGUUAAAUAUUGAUGUGCUUCUCGUGGAUCCAUUCUGUUGGGGAUGAGUUGUGCUCUUGAAAGUUGAAACUAAUGUGUCAUCAGAGUUGUAUAAAGAUUAAUGUACUUUUUCCAGAGGUUGGUGAGGUCAGGUUUGCUUAGUUUUCAUUAAAAGAAAUCUAGAACAUAUUGUCUACUCAUCUUAGGGGUGGGGGGUAGUGGGGAAAAGGAAAUUGGCUUCUAUGAUGUUAGUGACAGUCAACUAACAGCUUAAUUAUGCAAUACAAAGCAUGUUUUGAAGUUCAAACAACAGAAAUGAUGUUUCACCUUUAUGGGAACAAAAACGGAUUUUUUGGUGUUUGAUAAACCUGUUUCUCGAAUUGAGUAGGGUUGGGUAGAUUCCUUGGGCCGGUGUACAUUUUUCUGGGGAAUUCGAACUUCAAUCCCCAUCAACGAUUCAGUUUUCGAUUCAUGAGGGUUCGGAGACAAUUGGAAGAAAUCCACAAAGGAAUUGAUGGAUGUGCAUUUAAGGCUUCCACCAGCAAAGCAAAAAUUCAGUGUAUUCCUUCUCGUUUCCCUGGAGAAUCUUCGAACUUUGGAAAGCCGCCAGGUAAGGUAAAUGCUGGGCUUGGGAGAUGCAACUUUUCUACGAGUCCAUCGAUUUUUUGGCCCACAAGUUGUUCCAAGAAACGGAAAAACAAGUCUAACUUGUUUGUCAAACCCGUUUCUCAACACAGAAAUAAGCAUAAAUUUCUAUUUAUGAUUCAAAAAACAGGUGAAACGAAACAGGUUUAUCACACAGUUUUGGGGGUGCUUUUCCGUUUCUGAGCACAGAAAAACACGUUUCUGAAAACGUUAUCAAAUGGUGCUUAACUUGGUAUCGGGUUAACCUAGUUGUCUCCAAAUGACCAAAUUGUCAAUACUGCUCAAGUAGUGCCUAAAUCAGCUUGCAAAAUGUUUUGCAAAUGACUUGUUGAUGUUCUAUCUAUACUAAUCGAGAUUAAAUUGAACGUUUAAUGCCUCCCCGUCUUCCCAUGGUUCCUUUUUAAUUCAUUUCUCUCUCUCUCUCUCUCUCUCUCUCUCUCUCUCUCUCUCUC